Messenger RNA from Hippopotamus amphibius kiboko, 2754 nucleotides. It is a transcript of the gene ISM2, whose product is annotated as isthmin 2. The record is from RefSeq and is a predicted model, not a curated record. NCBI's taxonomy places the organism in Eukaryota, Metazoa, Chordata, Mammalia, Artiodactyla, Hippopotamidae. The coding region runs from base 96 to 1583 and encodes 495 amino acids. The transcript is spliced from 6 exons.
GCCCCCGGAGGAGGCGCGGCCCGGCGUCCGCGGACUCGCCGGAGCCGGCCGGGGGGCGCGAGGGCGCCGCGCGGAGCAGCCGCGCGAGGGAGAGGAUGCCGCGAGUCCCCGGCCGCGCGGGGCUCCUCCUCGGCGUGGUGCUGCUGACGGCGCUGCCGGCCGUGGUGCCAGGGCUCCCCCUGCGGAAGCCGCGGGGCCCUGGCCCGAGCCACGCGAGGCUGGCGGAGGUCUCAGCCUCCCCAGAUCCCAGCUCUCCUACAGAAGAAGAGGGGACCUCUCUGCUCUCCAGGGCCCGCCUCCAGGCAGUGCCUCAGCAACACAGACGCCAGGCUCUCACUGAGCCAGCAGCCCUGACCCUGGACAAGACCCCCUCGCCUGGGACCCUGGAGGACGCUCCCUGGCUGCUGGACCUGCAGAAGCUGCCGGGAUGGGCCAGCACAGACCUGAGUGCCCCAAACCCCAAUAUCCAGGUGACCAUCGAGGUGGUGGAGGACCCCCAGGCUGAGGUGGAGAUGGACCUGAGGGCUGAGCCUAACGAUCGCUGGUCCGAGGGUGCCCCCAGCUGGCUGCCUGCCAAGGAGCUCUUCUGGCCCCUGUUCUGGGGCUACCUGGAGGGUGAGGAAGGGAGGCCUGGGCUCAAGGGCAGAGCCCCAGGGGAAGAGGAGGAAGAGGAAGAGGACGAUUACCCUCCAGAGCACAGUGAGAGUGAGGACCAGGAGGACGACGAUGCAGAAGACCGUGGCGAGGACCAGGAGCCUGGCUUCAGUGGGGCCGCAGGACGCUGGGAGCAGGGCUGGUUGUCCCCCAGGGACUGGGCCUUCAAGGAGCCUGACAGCUACGACGAUGAGCUUCAAGAGGAGUGGAGCCCCUGGUCUCCCUGCAGUGGGAACUGCAGCAGCGGCAGCCAGUGGAGGACGCGGUCCUGCGGCUACACCUGCACUGCCACCGCGUCCCGUGCCUGCGACCUGCCUCCCUGUCCUGGCGCUGAGGACGAGGACCCCUUGGGUGUCCCCCGAGAGGGGUGGCAGCCCCUGGCCCACAAUGCUACGGACAUGCUCAGCCCAGAUGUGGACAGCUGUGAGAAGUGGCUGAACUGCAAGAGUGACUUCCUAGCCAAGUACCUGCGCCAGGUGCUGCAGGACCUGCCCAGCUGCCCGUGUGCGUACCCGCUGGAGGCCGUGUCCCGGGCCGUGAGCCUGCAGGAUGAGCACCAGGGCCGCAGCUUCCGGUGGAGGGAUGCCAGUGGCCCGCGCGAGCGCCUGGACGUGUACCAGCCCACGGCGCGCUUCUGCCUGCGCUCGCUGCGGUCGGGGCAGAGCAGCACGCUGGCCGCCCAGCACUGCUGCUACGACGCGGGCAGCCGGCUGCUGACCCGAGGCAAGGGCGCCGGCGCGCCCGACCUCGUCAGCACCGACGUCUCGCCUGAGCUGCACUUCAAGGUGGACACGCUGCCCUGGAUCCUGUGCAAGGGGGACUGGAGCCGCUACCACGCCGUGCGGCCCCCCAACAAUGGCCGCGCCUGCGCAGACAAUCCUCCCGAGGAGGAGUACCUGGCCCAGCUGCAGGAGGCCAAGGAGUACUGAUGAGGGGCUGCUGGAGAGCGUUCCAGGCAGGACCCCUCACCCUGCCUCUGCCCGGACCUGGGGAGGCCGGCCUGGUGCCUCGUGCCCUCUGCCUUUGAACCUGAGGCAGGGAGGACAGCAUCCCAGGUGUCGGUGUGAAGUCGGGGAGAAGGUUGAAGGGUGGGGGUCGGGCCCAGAGUGAGAGGAGGGUGCUCAGCCACCCCAAGGCCGCCUGGGGCUGCCGGGAAAGGUGUGUCUGUGGGGGCCCUCACCUCCUGCCCAUUGGGGGGGUGCUGUCCCAGCCUGGCCACCCAUUUUCCUCCUUCUCCUUUGGAGCUGCGCGCCUCUGCCCUGGCUCUGUGCACAGGUGUGAGGCGGGCUCGCCACACACACCCUGAUUCCUGGGACCUGCCAUGAGUCACUCUGAGCCACAGCCCUGGGGGCCAGUCCUUUCCUCCCGCCCCCUGGGCCAGCAGCCCUCCUUAGCUCUGAGUGGUGGCACGUGGCCACCCCUGCUGGGAGGGUUAUGCUCAGCCCCGAGCUGCCUUGCCGUAAACACCACUUAGUCUGGGGCUGAAGGCCCGCAGUGAGACCAUAAGUGGGUAGACAGGCGGAGGCAGCUAAGACAAGGCCGGGUCCAGGUGGAGAAAGGAUCAACCGAUUCUGGUCCCUUUCUUUGUCCAGCUCACCUCUGUUCUGUCCAGAUUGUAGGAAUGGGUCGGGGUGGGACGUCACACCGUCCUGAAUGAGCACAGCAGCCGGGCUUGAGGUUGGUUCAGAAUCGGCCCAAAACGAUGUGUCAUGUGCAGGGUGAACUGGUAAAUCAGCUCUCCCAGGGGUGUGGCGGGGGGACAGCCCCAGUGUGUAGCAUCUGGGCAAUUUCUGUGGUGUUACCAUUCCCACUGUGGCCCACUCCAGGCUCCCAGGGUGAUGUCAGUUGAAUGCACUGAGCUCAGGGUUGGGACGCGAUGCAUAUGGUCAGCUCUCCCAGCACACCUCGUGCCUCUUCCCUGCCUCCCCUCAGCCCCCAUCUCCCCCUCCCCUCAGCAGCCACAUUUCCUUGCCUUCCAUGAGGUGGAAAUGCUGAUGUCCCAACUGUCUCUGUUCACAAAAGCCUUUUCCAAAAGGCACGGGACUUCAGUCCUAGCCCCUAGACAGCAGCCCUGAAGCUCUUCUGGGAACCUCAGCAAUA